AUGAAAUAUUUUCUUAUAUUUCUGUCACUUUCAAUAUCCUUGUGCAUCAAAUUAGAACUUUUAGAAGUAUUUCAUAAAUCGAUCGACUGGUAAGCCAACUAUUAACCGACUUAUGAAAAAUAAAUGAAAAAAAUGGAAAGACAAAUAUAAAUUAUGAAAGAAUAAAGAAGAGCAAAGAAUCAACAAUGCGAUCGCAUUUAACGAGGGUUAGACUUUAUCGUUAAUGAAAAGGAAAAAAAUGAAAAGUUUACAUCAUGGUUGACAUCUCGUAUUGAAUAAAACCAGAAUCGGGUUGAAAAACUUAAUUAAAUCAAAUGUCAAAGCAGUUCUUCAUUUUAUGAGACAAUGAAUGAACAAAACAGAGUGAAUAAAUUAAACUAAUUUUUUGUUAGUUGGAUAAGUCGAGAUUAGAAAUUACUCCAAUUAUAAGAUACUCAAACCUUCAUUUAAGAAAUGCAAGUUGAAAACGAAUAUCAAGAUGCACUAUUAAUUUUAUCUGAAUAAAUUCGAUCAUGCAAAUUAUCCCCAUUCAAAUAAUAGACAAUUGAUAGAAGCGAAAGCUCAAGAAGAGAUUUUGAACAAAACAUCUUUGCUUUAGAAAAGUUAAUGACUCAAAAUAAUGACUAGCUGGAGCUUAACGAAGUGAGGGUUUAGGAUAAAAUCACUAAAUUUAUUUAAUAAUUAGAUAAGGAGACAGAGCAAUUACAAAUUCAUUAUGAAUCUAUUAUGAAGAUAAUCAAUAAGAGUCCAGUUGAAACUACCUCAAAAUAACGAUUAGAUCAAUGUUAGAAGGAUGUGUUGAGUAUCGAUAAAUUGAUUGAGGCUACACAGGAAGCAAUAAAACGAAUAUAGACUUGUGCUCCAAGUGAAGGAUUGGCAUAUAAGCAGAAGAGAAUUUUGAGUCAGAUUGCAAAGGAAUAUUCAUCAGGAGUUGCCAAAUUUGAAUAAAAAUGA
Paramecium tetraurelia is the source of this 954-nucleotide messenger RNA. RefSeq lists its product as uncharacterized. The transcript is spliced from 4 exons. NCBI's taxonomy places the organism in Eukaryota, Ciliophora, Oligohymenophorea, Peniculida, Parameciidae. The record is from RefSeq and is a predicted model, not a curated record.